Pichia membranifaciens NRRL Y-2026 is the source of this 1563-nucleotide messenger RNA. RefSeq lists its product as hypothetical. Bases 1 to 1563 code for a protein of 520 amino acids. NCBI's taxonomy places the organism in Eukaryota, Fungi, Ascomycota, Pichiomycetes, Pichiales, Pichiaceae. Gene Ontology annotation, biological process: DNA replication, synthesis of primer. The transcript has a single exon. The record is from RefSeq and is a predicted model, not a curated record. Gene Ontology annotation, cellular component: alpha DNA polymerase:primase complex.
AUGUUUAAGAAGAUUAAAAGAAGAACACAAGGACGCCGCAACUUUGACGGCCCGGUCACAUAUCUUUCUGGGCCUGCCGAUGAAACUAUUCUGAAAGAAUACCCGGAUAGGAUAUCGUUCUAUAAACUUCCACCUAUGACCGAGGUGACUUUAGAUCAGUUUGAGACCUACGCAAUAGACAGACUUAAGAUCUUAAUAGAAAUAAGUAAUUUGCAAAGUCAGGGGACAAACUAUAGUGAUCUUAUCAAGCUAAUGACAGAAAGAAUCAAGAUGCUGAUGCCAUUACAUUCUCUAAACACACUUGAGCCAGAUCUAUUACUUGAGGAAAGACGAAAAGACCACUACUCACACUUUAUACUCCGUCUCGCUUUUUGCAGGAGUGAGGAACUAAGAAAGAAGUUUAUUAGUACUGAGACAUUCCUGUUUAAGUUGAGGUACUCACAGCUCACCAAGAGUGAGAAACAGCAAUUUAUAAAUAGCUUGGACGUUCCAUGGGAAGAGGUCACUGACAGUGAAAAGGACGAGUUGAAGGCAGAACUGAUUGCUACGCAUUUUAAUGAUGUUUCCAUUGGUUUCAAGCAGGGAAUACUAGGUGGUUCUUCGAACUACAUACAGCGCAAAGUGGUUGACGAGAAGGAUGUCUGGGAGUGUAUCAAAGACGAGAAGGUGAGCAAACUACCAUGGGAAAAUGUUCCUGACCUUGUUGCCAGUCGGAAGGUUGUGGUGAGGAAGGGGGACGCUUACGUACCUGAGUUUUUGCAAAUGAACCUUUUGGCUAAUGAAUUCGGGAAAUACCUUGAAGAACAGCUACUAAUCACCAUGAGAUUGCUUCCAGGGCUCGAUGAAGACGAGCGAUUGGUCCCUGUUUUAGACAACUUGUCCAAGGGGUACAUUAGCAGUGAGUUCCAGGGUUUCCAGGACGGAGGAGAGCAAGCGGACUCGGAGGUCAAUGCGGGUAACGUCAAGCAAUUUGAAAAAUACUUCCCAGCUUGUGCCAGACGUCUAGCGGAUGGGUUGGAUGAGCACCACCAUUUACGGUAUACCGGCAGACAGCAGUUCACAUUGUUUUUAAAGGGUAUUGGGAUGGGCCCGAACGAAUCCUUGAAGUUCUGGCAACGGAUGUUCACCAGCGGGCCCGGCGCCAUGACAGUGGAGAAGUUCAACAAGGAGUACAAGUACAACUUCAGACACAGCUAUGGUCUUGAGGGUGCCCGGAUUAACUACAAGCCGUGGAGUUGUACCCAGAUCCUGUCGAAGCCGAAGCCCAACAAGCAGGAGUCACACGGGUGUCCGUACAGAGACCUGCACAGUGAGAGCCUCACCACGCUGUUACGGAAGAUGGGCAUGAAGGACGACGGCAACCUGCAGAAGGUUCUCGAGUUGAGCGACUCGAGAGAGUACCAGGCUGCCUGCACGAAGGUCUUCGAGGUCCUCAACUCGGCCACCAUCCAGGAAAAUAUCGGCAAGGGUCUCAGCGUCAUGGAGGCCCCGAUCACUCACCCGAACGACUACUUCAACAGGGGAGUGUUGUACGAGAAGCGUCUUGAAGAGAAGACAGGUUGA